AAAAUAUCUCUAAGCGAUGCGGCGGGUUCCUGAGGAAGCUCAGCCUGCGAGGCUGCAUUGGUGUCGGGGACUCCUCCUUGAAGACCUUUGCACAAAACUGCCGAAACAUCGAACACUUAAACCUCAAUGGGUGCACAAAAAUCACUGACAGUUUGUCUGCUUUUUCACAGCACGUGUUAUAGCCUUAGCAGAUUCUGUUCCAAGCUGAAACAUCUGGAUCUAACUUCUUGUGUGUCCGUUACAAACAGCUCUCUAAAAGGGAUCAGCGAGGGCUGCCGAAACCUAGAGUACCUGAACCUCUCGUGGUGCGAUCAGAUCACAAAGGAUGGCAUCGAGGCCCUGGUGCGAGGCUGUCGGGGACUGAAGGCUCUGCUCCUGAGGGGCUGCACUCAGUUAGAAGAUGAAGCUCUGAAACACAUUCAGAAUUACUGCCAUGAGCUCGUGAGCCUCAACUUACAGUCCUGCUCACGCAUUACGGACGAAGGCGUGGUGCAGAUCUGCAGGGGCUGCCAGCGGUUGCAGGCUCUCUGUGUGUCUGGUUGCAGCAACCUCACAGACGCCUCGCUCACGGCCCUGGGCCUGAACUGCCCGAGACUUCAGAUCCUGGAGGCUGCCCGAUGUUCCCAUCUGACUGACGCAGGCUUUACANGACUCUUUCAGAAUUGUCAUGACCUAGAGAAGAUGGACCUGGAAGAAUGCGUCCUGAUCACAGACAGCACGCUGGUCCAGCUCGCCAUUCACUGUCCGAAACUGCAAGCCCUGAGCCUAUCGCACUGCGAGCUCAUCACAGAUGAUGGGAUCCUGCACCUGAGCAACAGCACCUGCGGGCACACACGGCUCCGGGUGCUGGAGCUGGACAACUGCCUGCUCAUCACCGACGCGGCCCUGGAGCACCUGGAGAGCUGCCGGGGCCUGGAGCGCCUGGAGCUCUACGACUGCCAGCAGGUCACCCGCGCUGGCAUCAAGAGGAUGCGGGCUCAGCUCCCUCACGUCAAAGUACACGCCUACUUUGCACCUGUCACCCCACCCACGGCAGUGGGAGGGAGUGGACAGCGGCUGUGCAGGUGCUGUGUUGUUCUCUGACAGUAUGCCCCUCCCCAAGGCAGCGUGGCCUCCUUUCGCCAGAGAAGACGGGGUCCUCCUGACCACCUCCUCACACCCAAAUCCGUGACACGCCACUGGAAAGGCUCCGACAGGUGAAAGACUUCUGGGGGGCUGCACUAACUUUGCUGACAGUUCUCACCUCCACCCGGCUCUAAUGCAGUCAGUCACAGCCUAGUGUCAGGUAACACGUGGCGAGUGGCCUUGGUGCAGCCAGGACCGGGUGGGAAACCUCCCAUCUCCCAACUCCUGGCUGGUGGGCGCCUGACUAGGUACAAGUCAUACCCCUCGGAUCUAUCAGCAUUCCUCAAACAGACCAUCAGUGUUAGCACAAAUUGAGCAGAAAAAAACAAGCUGUUGAUUUUCUACUUGAAACUUAAGAAGCCAGUGGCCUACUUUAAUUCACGAGUCCAUUUUAAUCAGCAGGAUUCUUUCCACUUUGGAGACUAAAAAGGAGCAUUAUCAAAGUGAGUGUACUGCCUGCUUGUGUUCUACUUGUGUGGAUGGCAUGUCCAUUGGUUUCCAUGAGACACCAAAGAAACGACUCCAAGUGGUGGAGCAGGGUCUUCACCCUUCUGCUUCCGUCAACUUGCUGAAGACACUCCGGGGACCAAAACCUAAGCAAGCGCAAUUCAGUGUGGGCUGCCGGUCGGAACCCCAGGCCCUGGCCUAUGCGAUAUGGAGCACAUUAGGCACUUCCAGUAAAGGAAAGAGUGUGUCCACAUCUCUCACCAACUCUGGGGAACCUCAAAGAAAUAUAAUUAAGGCUUUCAACAUUCACUGGUGUAACCAAUUAAAAAUAAUGGAUGCAUGUAGAAUGGAUGCGGUUUUUUUCCCCAAGUUUAUUUUAAAAUCUUAUAAGUCAAGUUACACCAGAACUACUUUUUUAAAAAUCCUUACACUUUAAACUCAGAUCAGUAAAGUUGUUGGCACCUUUUACUCAUAAAAGUAAAAUGAAUAAACCACUGAAAUGUUAAAAAAAAAAAUUAACCAAGAAGGUUUUAUUGCUUUAAUCUGACAAAUCUGAACAAAAGCGUUUUUGAAAUCCGGACCUUUCCUACAUGUGACACGGCCUGAUGUUUUCUGUUGUGGCUGGUUCCUGCUGCUACUGUCCGCAUUGGUGAGCUUUACCGAAGAGGAGGGGCCCGUCGCUCCCCAAGCCAGGAGCUCAUCAGAUCAGCGUCUGCACUGACCCUGUAAAACCCCCGAGGAGACAUUUCCGUGAACCACCACCCCGACACACUGCCUCAGCCAGAUGCCAGGAGGCCAGGGUCACUACGACUACCGCACCCCAACAAGUUCAGUGUAGCAGGAUGUACUCAAGCCCUACUGGCUUUAUUGCUUUGUGAUCUACUUCAGUGUCCCUUGGUCUAUAGUCUGUGUGUACAGCACAGCAGUUCAAUGAUGUCUAUGCCACUGUGUGUCGAAAAAAGAUGCAGGAAGCCAUCUAAAUAAACAAAUGAAUACGUAACAGAUUUGCCUCAGUGAUUGAGUUAGUCUUAUGUGUUAGAAGCCCUGGACCCGGUGCUCAGUGACAGGUGAUCAUGCAAACAAACCAUCUGCUUCCUCCUGGAAUGUGGGAGUUACAUCACUAGAAUAACCUGCCCUCGGUGUGAUCUGCUUUGUGAGAACAGACAAAGGAAGAAGCACCCCUGUGAGUCUAUGGUUUGCACAGGACUGGCAAUGACACUGCACAGGUGGCUUUAAAUGAGACACAAGUUUGCAAAACAACUGGAAAACAUUUAUUACACUGAAAUGUGUACAUCCUACUGUUAAAAAAAUAGCAAAUAUGCUGGUGCCAUAAUUUAACCUGUUUCAUUGGGACAGACUAAUGUUCAAUACUGCUCAAAUAGUUCUUAGUUUGAUGAGCUUUUAAUUAUUUUUAUUCCACUUCUAAAACCUGAUGAAUUAAAAAUAGCACACAGCAUUAAAUGGCAUUUGCUCCAAAAUUCUUGAGACACAAAGGAACGCUAAGUAGACCAGUGAAAUGCUAAAACAAGAGGGUAGCCCACUUCUUUCUCAAGUGACAGGGACAGAAAACACCUGGCCACUGGCCAAACAAAUGCAAAGGGAGAUGGGCAAGGAAACCUGUCCUCCGCCAGGUCCACAGGAGCCACACACACUCGCAAACCGAAGAUGGGCACAUGUUGAGACAAUGCUGCUUUAUAUUACAGAGGGAACCACUUGAUGGAUCGGAGAAUGUCAGAGCGCUCACCCACUGUAUUUUCUCUUCUGGAAGAAAUUCCAAAUACAUAAUUGUUCCUAUUUCCCUCUAAACAAAGAUGAUCAGACAGUACAUUCAAAGCCAGAAUACUUGGGCACAUGGACAGAGUUUAAUUAAAAUGGGACAUGUGAAAGGGCUUCAAAAAGUUCAUGGAAAAUGAAAUAAUGAUUUCUCAACUUUUUUGAAGCCCUCAAGGUUUUCUUUAAAAUUCAGUCUGUUACACCACAGACCUCAAAAAAUGCUUGAUGAAUUUCACUCAAACAGCUCUUGAGUGAAAGGUGAAAUGAGAAGAGAGAUUUCCUUGAAAAGUAUACUAAUAGAAAAGCGCUUGGUUUUUGUGAAAGAGGCAUUAUUUUUUAUAGAAAAUAAAGCCAUUGGGUGGUGUCUAAGAAGUCCCUAAUUAAUAACCAGAAUUUUUCAUCGUGAUUGUACUAAAGCUUGGUAUUGGAGGAGAGGAGUAGGGAUGCCCUCUAGUGUCUGAUGUGUGACAAGCUAGCGCUCCAGGAGCAGUUUUAUCUCCUGGAUAACUAAGCCUCCUGAACACCAAGUCAGAAGCUGCCAAUGAUACUAUUUCCCCUCCCUGCUGAGGUCACUCAUUUUCAAUGUCUGGGGUAGGACAGAGCUUUAAAAAGUACAAGAGAGAAGAGGAUACCCACAUGAAUUUUAAAGGCAAUGGGGCUUUAAAAAGGAAAAACCAGAGGCUAAAAUGCUAAAAAUGGAAGAAGCAAAACAUUUUUCAAUAAAACUGACAAAGCAAAACACAAGUCUUUGUACCUAUUAGGAUUUACACUGAUCCUCUCACCAAGGUACUCCUGAUAAUGCAGUUUGCUUGAAACCCACCUUCCUGGCUUGAUCCCAUCAGACACACACACUUAGAAUUUCCUCUGAGAAGGUGCAGAGCCCCCCAGCCCCGACCACCGACUCACUGUCAAUACAGUGUCUCCCCACAAAUUCUGUCCUGGCUCCACACAGCGCUGCCCACCCCCGCCUGUCAGCAGAAGGUCCAGGCAAUAAAAGCCAAACUGGCACAGAAAGGUAAAUGCCCACAGUAAGUUUUUACAUUCAUCUCCAAGCCUCGUACAGUGUGAAAGAAGCAAGGCUGCUUCUAGUGACGUUAUCUACUGGCCUCUGCCAGAGAAGCAGGCAGCUCUGUCCGCAGUGGGCCUCCAAGCCCAUGGGCUUUUCCACCGGGCUCGCUCUGACCAGGACGCUCGGCUGUGGCAGUGACGGCGAGGAGUCAGUCGCCUCAUACAGCUCAUUUGAAGGUCAUCUAAUGUUUUCAAUAUGAAACAUUUUAUACGGUAAAAUCCAAUUCUGAGACUUCUUGGAUUCAGUCUUCACACACCUUUAAGCAUGACUUAUUUGGUACAGAAUAAAAGUUCAAUCUAUAUAGGACAAGGACAUCACUUCAAGAUUAUGUAGAUGCCGCCACCAUUUUCAGCUGCCAAAAAAGGAAAGAGUGAUUUAACAAUUUUAAACUAUUAUCUUCUUCCCUCUAAUUCAGAGACUAGCUUUCUCCAGGCACCUCUGUGCACACGUCCCCUUUCUUAGUGCGCUUUUCGACGACCAGCUGCAGACACACCCCAUGAAGACGGGAGGGAAGCAGGAUGGGCAGCCUACAGCCAGCUCUUCGGAAGGUCCCCCCACCCCCCUUGGGGGGGGAUGGAGCGGAUUCCUUAGCAGCACUAUUGCCUGGCAGCCUUGUGUUGCUCAGUAAAAGGUGAGGAGUGGGACGUCUGAAAACCAGUUACCUAGGACGGGAGGGGAAGGGACUCCGUCUGCCAAUUUCACCAAACACUGCAGAGUUAGACUGAGCAAGACAUGCAUGGUUUUGAAAGUAGGUAAAGUGAAAGCAUGCUUUUAGGCUGCCCUUUCUAGAUCGACUGCACUAAAAUAUCCCUCUUCCACCCUACCUUUCACUGUGGGAAUGCACCAGUACCCAUUCGAAGCCCUCUAGUGACCUUACCAUGGCUGAGAACGUCCAAAUUUACCCAAUGACUUUUUAGGCCUUUCCUGAGUCAUGGGCUGAUAGAAUUAACUGCCUACAGAACUGUUGAUUGCUUUACCCUCAAUCUUAGUGACCUUGUCAAUGGGAUGAUCAGUCGUACUCAAUCAGAGGCCAGGGGCUCAGCCUCCUCCUUCCUCACACUCAAAUGUGGGGCCGUUUAUAAAUCUAUGGGCUACCCCCACAUCUCACCUGGAUGACACCUCUUGCCUCCAGUUUGCUGUCUUCCACAAAGUAGCUAGAGUAAAAAAUCUGAUCAUACCACUUCUCUGUUAAAACGAUUUCAUUAGCUUCUCAAUAAAGGCCCUCUUUCCAUUGCACAGUCACCCACAUGCCUUGGAAGGCUCCCUGGCCAUCUCUGCAUUCAUGAAAACCUCUUCAGUAAGGCCUGCCUUUCCUGAUGCUUACUUAGCCACCACCCCGUAUGUCCCUUAAAAGACAAUUCUAAUUUUAGUUUGAUUUUCCCGCAACUAUUGCUAUUUUGUUCAAACCAACUAACUCCCAAAGUAUGGUGUCUGACACAAAGUGCUCGGAAAACAAUGGUUAAAUGAAUUGUGACUCUUUCCUGUCAUCUACUCCAGCCACUGGAGAGGAGAUUUUCCAAGAAUAAGACACAAUACAAGAGGGCUGCAGCUUAGGCACACCUUCUCAUUUCAAUUCCAGCACACAUGCAAAGUACCUUUGAUUGUAGAGAAUAAGAAACAGCUCUCAUCUUGAAAAUUCUGAACCAUCUAGGAAGAAAGCAGAUGUACAGAAUAAUAAAAAUUCACUUGUCAGUCUGUAUCUUAUUGAACAAAUUUAGGCACUGUUUAUGGAUGGAGUGAGGUAGUAAAGAUGCAUACACACUGCAUUGGUAGACCUGUCGGAACUGUGCCUACCCCCGGAGAGAGCCCUCCCAUCACCUGCGUGACCUACUGGGAAGCGUGCUGCUUGCAGGUUCUGUGACUCUCUUAACGGAGUCAAUUUAGUCUUAUGUGCAGUUUAAAACUAGUCCCCAAAUAGGGAGCGCAAAUCCCAGUGCCUCUCGACAUGAAAAGGGCCAGAGCCUGGAGUGGAUCCAACAGUGUUGGGGAGAGGGAGCCCCUGUGUUCCUCAGCACUAGGCUGCUUGAAGCUCUUCAUUAAAUGCUGAAAAACUGUUCCUUUGCACUUUGGGAAGAAUUUUCACGAGUAUUUGCAGAGCAAGUCCUACAGUGUAUCAAAGUAAAUCAUCGGAGUAAUCGCCAGGGAAGAGGAGAUGGGCACUACUUACCUGAUCGCUAACAAGAAUGUGAAUGCCAGUGGGACCUUGUCUGUAAACAUGGUUAAUUUGGUGCAAAGGAAUAUUAAACACCAUCGCAAGUUUUCGAGCAACUUCUGAGGCAACCAUUUCUUCCAAGUAGAUGGCAUGAUAAACUGAAAUAAAAAGAGCAGCAUUUUCACAGUAA
Messenger RNA from Echinops telfairi (small Madagascar hedgehog), 6756 nucleotides. RefSeq names its product F-box and leucine rich repeat protein 2 (gene FBXL2). Bases 127 to 1083 code for a protein of 318 amino acids. Gene Ontology annotation, cellular component: SCF ubiquitin ligase complex. Gene Ontology annotation, biological process: SCF-dependent proteasomal ubiquitin-dependent protein catabolic process. The record is from RefSeq and is a predicted model, not a curated record. The transcript has 11 exons. Lineage: Eukaryota; Metazoa; Chordata; Mammalia; Afrosoricida; Tenrecidae. Gene Ontology annotation, molecular function: protein binding.